AUCAUAAAAUGAUGAUUAUUUAUUAUACAACUAGUAUUUUAUUGUUAAAUCCGAGUUCAUGUUUUAUUAUUUUGCACGAAUUUAGUUUAUAACAAGAAUACCAUACACAUACUUUUUACAGUGUACAUGUUUCGUCAAUUCUACUGUGUAUUGGUGUUUACUGAAAUUAGCACCACCCGUGUCCAAAGUGCGAAUGAAUUAAAGAUUUCAUUAAGAAUUGACUGCGAUGUAAAAGUGGCAAUGGGAUUUUGAGGCUCCUGAAUUGACAGUAAACAUGGUGAUGUACACUCAUGUCUACCAGCGCAAACUCUGAGAAGGAAAUGGGUAAUAGAUUUCCCAGACAACACUAAUUUGGGAUUUGUCUUGUAUCUAUUUUGGAGUGAUCCUUGAACAUUAAAGACAGGGCCGACUGAAAAUAAUGCUCUUGAACGGGCAUUUGUGUCUCAAUUUGGAUUAUGGUUUUGGCCUAUUCUUUUAUAAUUAUGAAAAUGAGAAAGCAUAAUAUCUGGAUUAUGCCAUAAAUCUUUCAAAACAUGGGAUGCAUUUUCACAAAGCCUGAAAGAAAUGGCAGAAACCGCAGGAUAUUCAGAGUGUACAACGUGGACGAGCACGGGGAAGAAUUGAACAAUGGGAAAAUUGAGGUGACAGAAUCGGACCUAAUUCUUUAUCACCGUCAGAAGGAGAUUCGAUGGCCGCUACGUUGCCUGAGGCGCUACGGAUGGGAAGAAGAACUGUUUUCAUUUGAAAGUGGCCGCCGAUGCGCCACAGGACCUGGAAUUUUCGCUUUCAAAUGUCAGAGAGCAGAAGUGUUGUUCAACACAGUGCAGGAGUCUAUUCGAAGGGCGGGACAAAGUGAUCCACCUGCCAAUCCUUUGGGAGAUACUCAUAGCAAUAGCCGCCCCCCAUCCAUGAUUGAAAUCCCCGAUUUCCAAAACAGGGAUGAUAACCAAAGAAACGGAAUGGAAAGAAACGGAAAUCCACAUGUCCCCCCGAACACUGAGAAUUAUGUGAACCAAUCGACUGUCGAUAUUAGAAAUCAGUAUGAGAACACCAUGCCCCCUGCUAAUGCUACUCAGAGUAUCUUUGAUAUCCUACACAUGGACAUCCCCCCACAGAGUCGGGAUCAGCCCAAUAUCAACUACACGGACCUAGUGUUCACGUCAAGUGAUGACAGCUUGUGUAAUAAUGAGAAUGGUGGUCUGGAGCCCGAAGACGGAUCUCCGGCUAAUACGGAGGAUGUCUUCUUAGAAGACAAUGUGCAGAACUAUGUGAAUGUUGAGCCGGACAAGCAACCCCCCAGACCCCCUCCCCCGCUCAUGACCAGGCGAGACACAAACAACGGACUGAGUAACUACAGCAAUCAGUCCGUGUCGACCAUGGAUCCGCAGGGGUGUCUGUACAUAACCGUAGACACAGGGUCAGUCUCCACACAGGCUGUCCCAGCCCCACCCGCUCCGGUCAGAGAGCAGCCACCCACGUACGCUGUGAUAGACAUCGCGAAGUCGGAGGCUCUGCAGAACACUCAGAGGGACCGUGUCAGCAGUCGUUAUGAGGAUAAUGACAAUGGCAGUCGCAAAACGCGGCACAACAGCACCUUCAACUAAUCCCCCUUCACCCCUUCAAGAAAGAGAUUAAUGUGUGGAUUUGUUAAUAUGUACAUGCUACCAAAGGGUAAUAAUUGUGUUAGUCUUCUAGUGAUAUUAACCAUUUUAUAAGGCCAUCUAAGAAAAACAGUUGUUUUCAUCAGUUUGUACAUGUAUUGCUUAGUUAAUACAUAUGUGUAUAUACAUGUACUUCGAUCAGUGGGUUUUUUACCCAGAUUUCUCCAUGCCUACAAAAAAAGAAGGUUGUUAAUUUUGUGAUUGAAUUGUAAGAUGGUAAGAUUUAAUGUUCAUAUUGACAUGAUGUUGUCUUUCAAACAAAGGUGUUGAGUUGUAUCUGUUUUUUUAUGCUUUAUGUGGAUAUUUUUUCUUCCCAAUUAUCCUCCCCCAUACAUGUGUUUAAAAAUGAAUUCAGUAUUUUUGUACAUUGUGUAUAUUGUUAUGAGUAUGAAUUUUUAUAGCAUUAAUUUUAUAAUCCAUUAUAUUUAUCAAUUAACUGUUCUUAAGGUUGUCCAUGUCUUCAUUUAUUGACUUUUCUUUCAACUGUCUUUCUGUGCAUCCAAAAUGAAUAAAUUGUGUAUUUCUUGUUCCAACUUAAAAAAUGAUUAUAGUCGAUAGUUAAGGAAAACAUUUUAUCUCAUUUUAAACUUUUCAUUAUUGAGUAAAUUUUGAAUUAAAUCUGAACGUAGCAUCUCAAAUACACUGGGCAAGACUUUAUUUUUUCAAAUUGAUGUCAUACAAAGUUCUGUUAAUGCAGAAAAGAUCAAUAUUUGGUUAUUUAAGAAUACUGGGUAAUUAAAUUCAAAAUGAUAACUUUGGGGCAAAUAUUUUGAUAAAAAUAUUAAAAGUGGUUACACUUAAUUAAGUUUCAUUUUAAGAACCAGAAUGACACAACUUUCCUUGGACUAAUUAGCCAAUUUCUUGUGAAUAAUAUCUACUGAAGGCUUUUUUUUUCAUCUUGAAGCAUUAGAACAAAGGAUUUUUAGGAAUAAUUUACAUAAAUUGGUGCAAUUUUUUUCCUUUUUUUGUAUUUUAAAGGUGUAUUGUUUUUCCUGUGGAGUAAUACAUGAUAAUUAUUUCCAAAAAAAAAAAAGGUUUGAAAAAUUUGAAAAUUGUAUUUUAAAUACAUGUAUAUGCAGAAAAACAAACAAAUGAAAUGAUUUUAAAAUGUGAACAGCAUUUUUUUUUUAUCAAAACUGUGAGUAUGUUAAAACUCUCAGGAAAGUAUAUAAUGUGAACAGAUUAUUGUUGAAUGUGUGUAGAUAAAUGUGUAGAAGUUUCACAUAGAACCCUUUAACUUAUUGCCAAACACAUGUGAACUAUAUGAGCAUUAUUCUUUAUGUGAAUAUAUAUUAUCCUUUGAUAAUCCUACAAAACAUUAGUGCCUUUCCAAUAAGAACUACACUGGAAAAAAAGAAAAACAAGCUACAAGUUCACUUCUUUUUUUAAAGUGAUUUUUUUUUACUUUUUACUAUGCUGCGUAAUUUGUGAUGAUACCCUUUUAUCACUUGUUAAUUCUGCAAAAUGUAACUCUUGAUUUCUUUCAAUGUUAUUAUUUUAUUUCUUCAUUUUUAGCUUUACUUUCUACCCUUUUUUAUUUUAAUUCAUUUAAUGUCAUCUCACAUAUCAUCUAGCGUAUCAAUAUUGUAUGUUAUCUUGGUCCAUUUUUGUAUUGGAAGCACAUCAGACUUUUCAUGACUUCAUGUAUUAUUUAUUUGAGUUUUUUAGCUCACCUGAGCUGAAAGCUCAAGUGAGCUAUUCUGAUCACAUUUUGUCCGUCGUCCGUCUGUCCGUCUGUCUGUCCGUCCGUCUGUAAACUUUUUACAUUUUGAACUUCUUCUCUAAAACCGCUUAUCCAAUUUCAACCAAAUUUGGCACAAAGCAUCCUUAUGGGAUGGCGAAUAUAAAUUGCAGAAAUAAAAGUACGAUCUGUAUUCAAAGCGGAGAAAACCUUGAAACUGUAGAAAAAGGGGGGUGCAUUUUUAAAAAUCUUCUUCUCAAGAACUACCGAGGCAAAUUCAACGUAGUUUAGCAUAAAUUAUCCUUAUGGGAAGGAAAAAAUAAAUUGCAAAAAUUAAGGUCUAAUUCAGUUUCAAAUCUGAGUUAUUACGAAAAUAAUGAUAAAGGAAAGGCGUGUUUCAGCUUCGGUUCGGUUCGGCAUCCGGUAAAAUGGGUAGGCAAGAUUUGGCCUGGUCAAAACAAAAGAUUGGCAGUUAUUAAUCUGCCAAUCUCAUUAAAAUUUCAGGAUAUUUGAUGGACCAGUUAUAUUUGUAUUCGCUGUAAAUAUUGCCGCAAAAUAAUGCGUAUUUGGAAUUGACGAUUGCCGAUCUACCCCGGUUUUUAUUUUGCCACGGCCCGGGUUUGCAUACCCAUUUUACCAAGACUCAUAUCCUAUACUUCUAAAACGAGGUUCUUUGUUUAAAGCAGCCAUGACAUUAUACGAAAAAGGGUCGAUCUGACUAUGAUGAAUUUGCUUGUUUAUGCAACAGUUCGUGUAUGAAGGGAAAUUUUUGAAACAUGCAAAAUAUAUUGGUGCCGAUUUUGUGAAGUAAAUUGAGGCUAAAUAUUUCAAUGCGUUGACAGAUUUCACACAUGACGUUGGUGUUAGCUUGUACUGAUUUUCGUUUCGUAUUCAUUAUUUAUGCUUUUUAAUUUAACCUGGGAACUCUCGUAUUUCGUGAUUUUUACAUAUCAAUUCAAACAGAGACUUCGGUAGAUCAAACAGUUAACUCUUUACCUGCGCAAAUUAAGCAAAAUCUGAUGUAUCAAAAAAGUACUGAAAUACAAUUCAUUCUAUCGGUAAUUCGGCAUUAUCUUUUGCGUAAUGGUAGAUUAAUGCAAUAGGUUUUGUUGAGAUCGAUGCUCGGCAUUUUCUCGAGUUUAUUCAGUUUAAAUAGAGUUUGAUAUCGCUGAAGGAAAUAUGUAAGUAUAUAUACAUGUAUAUAUAUGAUUCAUUUCGAAAAAAAUAAAUUGUGUUCUUUAUUUGUUAUAGUGCAUGCAUGUUUCUUGUGUUUAAUUGUUUACAAUUUCUAUUUACUAACCAUAUUUGAGUGUUAAGCUUCGAAUUAUAAGCAAUUAAGAUACAGAGAUUUGCUCACAAUUCUAUGUUUGUACACAGAUCUUAAAAACUAAAGAUUAAAAAAGUAAAAAAUUUGUCAAUAUUUAUUAAGAAAAUUUUCAAAGUCUGUUCUUCCAGAAACCAAUUUUAACAACUUAUUGUAUUGUAAACUUAACCUUUUUUCGUCAUUAUUACUCCUACUGUACAUGUGAUCCUUGACUGUGUUUGUGUACAUUUGUAUAAACUGAUUUUGAACCUUAAAUACCAAUUAAUGAACUGGUCUUGAGUGAAUAAAAGAAUUGAAAAUCUUAGGCCAUUCUUUUUUCCAUUUUAAAUGCUGAAUAGGAAAUACCAAGUUAAAAAUCUUAAGCUGAAUGUAAUAAAGUCAUGUCAACAAAAUAUGACUCAAACCUAGGGAAACUGUGAGCUCUGUAUCUUGCUUAUAAUUCUACGAUUGAUGCUGAAAUUUUGGUUGAACAUUAGAAAUUCUAUAUGAAUUAGAGUAUGUUAAAUACUUGUACAAAAAAAAUAAAAGAAUGAUAUUCUGUAUAUACCUACUCUCUGGGGUCCCCUCAUUAUACAAUAAAUAAUGUGAAAUCUACAUCAAUUUUGAUAGUUUUUCAGACACGAGUAAAUAAAAACGACAUCUUUAAAACAGUUUCCAUAGUUUUGACACAUUUCUGUUAUGGGGAUAAAAUAAUUAUCGCUAUUCCUAAGAAAAUAUCACAGUGGAAAAUUAUCUGGUUUGUACGCGAGGUAAAUAACAGUCAUUUAAUUAUAAUGGAAAACAAAUUAAU
Magallana angulata is the source of this 5456-nucleotide messenger RNA. RefSeq lists its product as uncharacterized. The record is from RefSeq and is a predicted model, not a curated record. Gene Ontology annotation, biological process: cell surface receptor protein tyrosine kinase signaling pathway. NCBI's taxonomy places the organism in Eukaryota, Metazoa, Mollusca, Bivalvia, Ostreida, Ostreidae. Gene Ontology annotation, cellular component: cytoplasm. Bases 534 to 1604 code for a protein of 356 amino acids. The transcript is spliced from 5 exons.